Bacillus rossius redtenbacheri is the source of this 936-nucleotide messenger RNA. RefSeq lists its product as uncharacterized. Bases 1 to 936 code for a protein of 311 amino acids. The record is from RefSeq and is a predicted model, not a curated record. Lineage: Eukaryota; Metazoa; Arthropoda; Insecta; Phasmatodea; Bacillidae. The transcript has 3 exons.
AUGGAUGAAGAAGAAGAAUUAGAUCACCUUCCAUCCCGUAUUAGGAAAAUAAUGAUGAUGGCGAAGAAGAAAGAGAAAAACGAUCGGGACUUAUUGAAAAAUGACUCGACUCCAGGAGCUGUUGCUGUCCAAAUGGAUACAUCUGGUGUGGUUAAUCUUCAGAAUUUAAGUCAAGAACACACGAAUACUGCACAUUUAGUCACAUGUGAUUGGUCAACUUUUGAUGACAAUAUACAAUAUUUAAAAGAUAUUGAAUUUUUAGGUUGUAAUAUAGAAGUUGUUGGCACAGAAUUUACAUUAACUGACAUCACCAAUUACAUACCAGAAGAAACAGUUGAACCUGCACUCAUGAGAAGAACUGACGACAAUUCAUUUGCUGAAGAUGAACCUGUGGCCAUGGGAGAAAGUGCCUCGAGAACUGACUACUAUUCAUUUGCUAAAGAAGAACCUGUGCCCAUGGGAGAAAGUACCUCAAGAACUGACGACAAUUCAUUUGCUGAAGAAGAACCUGUGUCCAUGGGAGAAAGUACCUCAAGAACUGACUACUAUUCAUUUGCUGAAGAAGAACCUGUGUCCAUGGGAGAAAGUACCUCAAGAGCUGACGAAAAUUCAUUUGCUGAAGAUGAACCUGUGCCCAUGGGAGAAAGUGCCUCGAGAACUGACGACAAUUCAUUUGCUGAAGAAGAACCUGUGUCCAUGAGAGAAAGUACCUCAAGAGCUGACGAAAAUUCAUUUGCUGAAGAUGAACCUGUGCCCAUGGGAGAAAGUGCCUCGAGAACUGACUACUAUUCAUUUGCUGAAGAAGAACCUGUGCCCAUGGGAGAAAGUACCUCAAGAGCUGACGAAAAUUCAUUUGCUGAAGAUGAACCUGCACCUAUAGGAGAAAGUACCUCAAAAAGAACAGAAAGAGCAGGCAUCUUCAGGGUUGAGGAAUGA